AUGGAUUCUGUGAAUUUAUCCUCCCCGGUUUCUGAAUUAUCUCGAUCUUCAACUCCCUCCCUCUCGGUGUUUAAUCAAUCUAAUUCUCCUAAAGAUUUUGUAACACGCGUUUUAAGUCCAAAGAUAGCCGUUAUUUCUUCUCAAGAUGCUGAUCAAGUUUGUCAAGUUAAUAAUUUUCCAGAUUUUCUUACUUUAAUAAAGCCAUUUGGAGAACGCAUCGAAGGAAGAGUUACGGCUAUGGAUUCACAGGGUUUGAAAAUUCCUAUCGAAAACUUUACUGUUCGUUUCGCUAAUUUAACGAGUUUGCAACAGCCCGAUUUUCAAAUGAUUUCUCAAAUUCUCACGGAAAAAGUAAAAUCAAUUGGAAGUAAAACACAAGAAUUACCAAAUAUCACCACAAAAGCCGAUGUCAAAGAAAGGUAUUUGGAAGCAAAUUUAGAUGACUUGACACCUUGGUAUGCUGAAUAUCGUAGAUUAUUCUUUACAUUCACUGGUGUCUCCGAACACGAAACAUUUGAGCAUCCCGUAGCUUGCAUAAUCGCCAUAAGUUCAUCAAAUAAAGAUCCAAUUAAUACACUUUCCCAAAUGUAUGGCGUUACAAUCCCAUCUCCUAUAUUUGAUAAAGGCUUUAUGGAUACAACAAUUUUGAAAUAUUAUGUUCUCUUACAUGAUAAUCAUAAAGUAAGCCUAGAACAUUCUGAGGCUGUAUUUGAAAAAAUGAAACGCAGUUUUGGACUUCACUGUCAUCUUUUAAAAUUAAAUUCUAUCCCACCUGUUUUAAUUCCUGAAGAACCUAGUUCAAAAUAUUUAGUAGAUCGUAGUUUUAUAUCUGAUAUAUGGACUUCUACCGUUAAUGAUUUAAAUCUUCUUAACUCUAUGUUAGUUGCUUCUCCUUCUAUACAAUCCACCUCUCCUGAAGUUCAUUCCCGUCAAAAUUCUUUGACUUCUCUUUCUAGUUAUUCUCUUCCUCCUACAAUGUCAACUUUAAACUCUUCAAUUUCAUCCUUUACUGAAGAUAAUAAUAACAAUGAUUCUCAAAUUUCACUUAAUUUGGGUUUAAUGAAUAAUUCGCCUCCAAUGUAUGGACAAUAUCUGAGUGAAGAAGAUAUUACAAGAAUUAAUUCAUUUGUGCGAGAAUUAGUUGUACAAAGCAUUGUACCUUUUAUGGAGCGAAGCAUUCAAAAUUGGAAUGAACAGGUUGCUUCAUCAAGGCGUGGGAUUACUGGUCGUCUUUUUAGUGCUAGUAGACGUUAUUUUAGUGGACCCAAAACUGGUCUUGUUCAGCAGUCUUCACAGUAUCCUUACGCGUCCAAUACUUCCUCAAAUAACACAAUAUAUAAUUGCAAUACUCCUGAAGCUCAAAUGCGGAAAUUGGCGGAUUGGUCUUUUAUGUUAAGAGAUUAUAAAUUCGCGCAUUCUGUUUACGAUACGGUCAAAAAAGAUUUUUCUGCUGAUAAAGCAUGGAAAUAUUACGCGGGGGCUCAAGCAAUGAACGCAUAUUAUAACCGAUCAAAAUUACCAUUUUACGCUACAAGGGCUACUAUAUUGCAUUAUGAAUUAUUAAAAUUCAGAAAUUUAUAUAAAGAUGCGCCGCCAGCUUUAAUUCGAUUGACCGGAGAUGAUUCUGAUCUUAGGAGUGCAUUAUUUUUGGAACAAGCAGCUCAUGCUUUUUUGAGAUGUUCCAAACCAAUGGUCAGAAAAUAUGCUUUUCAUAUGAUCUUGGCAGGUCAUCGAUAUGUCAAAUGCAAUCAGCGAGAGCAUGCGUAUAGAUGUUAUCUUGCUGCUUCACAAGUUUUUGAGAAUAAUUCUUGGUCUUUGGUUGAAGAUCAUAUCAACUUCGUUCUUGGUCGACAAUCUUAUCAUUUAGGUGAUCUUCCCACAGCUAUUAAAUUUUUCUUGAAAUUAUUAAAAGCUAGUCGUCAAUCGCAAACACAACAAAGUGCAUAUUUAAAGGAAUUCUUGUACAUAUACAAGCAAUAUUUAAGUAAAAUGGAUGUAGAGCCCAAUUUUAAUUCUGAAGAAUUGCCAAUCCCCAUCAUAGAAGAUUCUUCAGUCAAAGUUAUUCUUUCGAAUUUACAAUCCUGUGAAUACGAUGACGGUUGGGAAAUAUUGGAGGAAGAUUUCCUUGAUGAAGGGUUUUCGGGAUUAGAUGCCUUUGGUAAACCAAGAAUAAGACCAUCGACAUUAAGCAGCGAUAUUCAUAGGACGGUAUGCGCUAUCGGAGAACCAUUUUUUGUACAAUUUAUGAUCCAGAAUCCAAUGCAAAUUCCAAUUAAUAUAAACGAUAUGACAUUGGAAUACGAAUUUGUACCUAUUCCUAAAUCAGAAGAAACAUUUUCAGAUUUAAAUAAUAGUUCAAAUAGUAAAAUUGAUGCCACUAAUAAUUUCGAAUUUCAAUUACUUAAAUUUGAAGAAUUUGACAUAGAAACUCUUCCUGAAAUUUCAUUGGAAGGGUCGGAAAAGAAAAUGCAAGGAACAAUCAAAGUUUUAGGACUUAAAUACGUUCUCAAUUCUCUUAUUCGUGGUAUAAAAAAAUUUGAAAAAUGCGGGAAACGUCUGAAUCAAACUAGGGAACAGCUUACAAAUGUAGUAUAUGCCCAAGAUCGAUCUUUAGAACUCACGGUGACAUCCCCGAUGCCAUUGCUCGAAGUCGCAUUCCAUAGUUUUCCUGAAAUGUUAUUAUCUGGUGAAGUCUCCCAAGUUUUCUUGGAAAUAAAUAAUAAAGGCCAAAGAGGAUUAACAGAUUUGCGUGUUAAAAUGAGUCACCCAAGUUUUUUUUGUAUUGGUAAUGCAGAUAUGUUGGAACAAAAAGCUUACGGUAAUGAUUCAGUCGAAGAAAAGGAACCGAUUACUGAGAAAUUUUCCACAAAAAAUAAGAUUUAUAAUUCUAGUAUUAAAGAUAUAUCGCUACCACUUCAAGAGGAUGCGAAACAAUCCUUAGCUCCUGGAAAAACUACACUAAUUCCUAUUUGGAUUCGAGGUGAUCGAAUUGGAAAACAUAUGUUUAGAUUUCUGUUUACAUAUGUAUCCGAGAAAAAUGAUUCCGCAAUGAGAUUUAGAAGUCUUCGUUAUUCUAAAACUAUUCAGGUUCUUCCAUCUCUUAAGAUAAAUGCUUUUACCAGGCCUAGCACUUGUGGAUUAAAUGAAUUUAUUUUGGGCAUUGAGAUCGAAAAUUUACAAACCUCUGCAGAAUUCCAAGUGGCUCAACUUUCGUCAAUUAGUCCAUCGUGGACGAUUUCUCCUGUGAAAGAAAUUUCAAGUGAAACGAAGCCAAAAUUUUUGAUUGCACCACGCCAGACAACAUUCACAUAUUAUCGCAUUAAAAAAUAUAAUCUUGCUGAUUCUAUCAACAAUGAAAACGAAAGUAAUGAAGAUAAGAACGUGUCACCGGAAGAGUUCACUUCAAAUGCGUUGGAUAAGUUAUUAACUGGAGAAAAUAAGUCACAAGCGGAACCAUCACCUAUUGAUCUUAUUGUGACCAAUAUACCUUUCACUGAUUAUAUCAUAAAACACUCGAAAAAUCCACUUGAAGGAUUUUCAUUGAAUUCACGAGUUCAAUGGCGAACCAACACGUUGAUAAAUAAUUUUCCCAUAAUAUCACCAAACAAACAUCCAUCAAUUUUUACACUUUAUAAUACUAACGACGUUGACCUUGCGCUUUAUUGGAAUAUACCUACUUUAUCAAGACAAGGACAUCACUAUAUUAUUGGAAUUAAUUUGGGAGUUCAACAAAAUCCAUUUCAGUCAAAAAUCAUGAAAUCUACGAAUAGAGCAUUAUUUGAGCAAACUGUUCGUGAACGAGCGGCACUUGCCAAUAGCCUGUUGAAAAACAAAAAUUUUAAAGAUGAGAGUCCAUUGAAACUUGUUAUACAAUGUGAUGAUUAUUUUGAACAUGAUUUCCAAAAUCAAAGAUUUUGUGUUGUUAAUGUUAAAAUUUCUAUCAAAAAUUGUUCAUGGAAUAAACGAAUUGGAUUUACAUUGGAAUUGUUGUCAUCUGAAAAUGAACCCGGAAAAAGUUCGUUGCAUAAAUCUACGUAUCCAACUGUAUUCCAUUGGACCGGUUCAACAUAUAAAUAUGCAAUUUUAUCAACCGAGGAAGUACAAACCUACUUGUUUAAAGCUUGUUUUAUUAGACCUGGAGUAUAUGAAAUAAAUCGAUGGCGAUUAGCAGUUAAUUUUGAUCCGGAAAUUCAAAAAGAUGACGGAGCAUUGAAGGGACAUCGCCUAGCUGCUUUAGGAUGA
This is a messenger RNA of Diversispora eburnea, 4242 nucleotides long. The record is from the annotation of a GenBank genome assembly. Lineage: Eukaryota; Fungi; Glomeromycota; Glomeromycetes; Diversisporales; Diversisporaceae.